GCCUGGCCAAUUGUCUCAAUUUGUCAUUAAUAUUCACUAUGUGAAUGUUUUGCUCUAAUUAUAUUGGUUUUCUUAAGUUUUAAAUUUAGAAAACUGAUUUAAUUGAAACCACUUGAUUAUUUGCCCAUUGAGCUGGGUUUACACCAGUGGUUCCCAAUUUUAUUUAUUUAUUUAUUUAUUUUUUAAGAACCCACCGCCACCUUGGAGAUGAAAUUGUUUACCCUACUGAUGUUAUUACAAUAUUGAUUAUAAUAGACACCUAGAUUAAUCUUAAAUCUGACCAUGUAAUUGAAGGGUGGUUGUAGCUUUAGAUGUUUUGAUUCUUCAUGCAAGAUUGUCCAAAUAAACUUGGGAUGUGAUAUUGUGAUACUCCUCUGUCAAAUGUGCCAAACAAAGCAACAUUGUGCUUUCAAAAUAAUUUCGAAUUUCACCUAAAAUAGUCAUUUGUUCCAAAGAUUGAUAGAUAAUCCAAAAUACAAAUGUUUGGCUUUGCAGAGGACCGGUGUGCUGACUUUCAGCCUUUUUUCCAAAGUUGAGUGGGCGGAUACCAAUAUCUAACUAUGUAGCAGACACCUAAAUUUUUUUAUUGUAUUUAUUUUUUAUUUUUUUUGCUUAUUGCCUUUUAUUGGCUAUUUUGAUAGGCAUAAAACUGGGAGAAAUUUUAUUUUGAUGGUUUUUAAGGUUAACCCAUUCAUGGGCAGGGUGGCAAUUUUUUUGCCUUGAGAUAAAAGUCUCCUACCAGGCCACAAUCAAGGAAAUAACACUUUUUUGUUUAUGGUUAAGUUAUAUGAUAACUACUCAUUUAUAAUCUCGUCCCAAAAAUGGGAUGCUGCCUACAAAUGGGUUAAAGAACACGGGGACAGUUAUAUUGAGAUGCAUAAUAAACCACUCCGUCUUUCUGGUUUUACUUUAUAUAGUAGUCAGCUCACCUAUGCAGUUGGUGUGUCAGAAGAAUUUCAGGUGGAGGUUGGACUGCAUCAGAGUUCCGCGCUCAGCCCCUUCCUAUUUGAGGUAGUAAUGGAUAGGCUGACGGACGAGGUUAGACUGGAUUCCCCUUGGACCAUGAUGUUUGCAGAUGAUAUAUUGAUCUGCAUUGAAAGCAGGGAGCGGGCAGAGGAACAAUUAGAAAGAUGGAGACAUGCACCGGAAAGGAGAAAAAUGAAGAUUAGCCGAAGUAAAGCAGAAUAUAUGUGCGUGAAUGAGAGCGUCGGAGGAGGACGAGUGAAGCUCCAGGGAGAAGAGAUGGUGAGGCUGGAUGACUUCAAAUACUUGGGGUCAACAAUACAGAGCAAUGGAUAGUGUGCUAAGGAAGUGAAGGAACGGGUCCAAGCGGGGGUGGAGCAGUUGGCGGAAGGUGUCUGGUGUUUUAUGUGACAGAAGAGUCUCCGCGAGGAUGAAGGGCAAAGUUUAUAAAACAGUGGUGAGGGCGGCCACAAUGUACGGAUUAGAGAUUGUGGCACUGAAGAAACAACAGGAAGCAGAACUGGAGGUGGCAGAAAUGAAGAUCUUGAGGUUCUCGCUCGGAGUGAGCAGGUUGGAUAGGAUUAGAAAUGAGCUCAUAAGAGGGACAGCCAAAGUUGGAUGUUUUAGAGACGAGGUUCGAGAGAGCAGACUUCGAUGGUUUGGACAUGUUCAGAGGCGAGAAAGUGAGUAUAUUGGUAGAAGGGCGCUGAGGAUGGAGCUGCCAGGCAAAAGAGCGAGAGGAAGACCAUAGAAAAGGUUGAUGGAUGUCGUGAGGGAAGACAUGAGGGCGGUUGGUGUUAAGAGAGGAGGAUGCAAGAGAUAGGCUUAGAAGCAAAAAGAUGACACGCUGUGGCGACCCUUAACAGGACAAGCCGAAAGGAAAAAGAAGUGGUCAGCUCACCUCACAGAGAUAUGUUGUAGAAAAUGGGAGCAAUGUCAAAAUAGCUUUGUUUGACAGAAUGGGGUACGCCUUGGCAGUAGCCAACCAAAAACUGUCUGAAGGUAUUAUCAGCAGAGCUUUGCUCAUAACUACGAUCUGGUCUCAGUUCAGUGAGUUCCGCCUCUUCCUGUAAAGUCCACCAACCGAUGCGGAACAGCCUGGGUCACUCAAUCAGUCAAGUUUCCCAUCGCUCGGUGAAUAUGAAGAACAACAGCCCUAAUUGUUGGUUCCCCGGUGAGAGUAAAUCCAAAUGAAAGACGGCUUUCGCCAUAUUGCCUCUUGCCGGAGACUUUCCGUGAGCAAAACUGUCUUUGGUUUCUUUUAUCCUCCACCCAGACCUGGGUGUUCAUCAGAGUGAGAAUUUUGUCCAGAGUCCAAUUCUGAGUUGUAUUUCCAUUUCAGAAACCUCUCCGUCACAGUGACCGUACGGCUUGUCCUUGCAACAAUGCGACUGUCCCCCACCACCUGACUCAUCACUAAUCAAAAGUACUGUAAUUGGCUACCUGUUGCCAUCUCCUGAAAUCGAUGCGUAUUGCAUGUUUACUCUGCCCAUCAUCGGACAGCACAUUAUCUGCGGAUUCAUUUUUGCCAAUUAGGUGAAAUUGGAUGAUUUUCCACAGUACACCGCAGCGCAGGAGUGGUUGAAAAAUACUGACAAGACUCAGACUGCUGUGGCCCUUAAUUGGCAAAACACGGGAAAUUUCCAGGUUAUCUGUCUUCUCUAUGUAGUAAUACAGUUGGAAAAUAAAAUUACAAUUUCAAAAAAGUACCUCAUUGGUCCCAGAGCCAGGGAGCAUGAGACUGAUGUCAGUUUAUCACAGACUUCCUGGACAUAUGAACGGCACCAAAAAGCCAAGCUUCUCUGUGCCAGAUGAACGCUCAUCGCGAAUAAUGUCGAGUUCGAGUCCCCGUGCUGAACUUUCUCGAAAUGGUUAUGACUUUAAUUUUCUCCAAUACUGUGCUGCAGGUUGAUGGAGCCAUCUGUCAUCUAUUUGGGCAUGAAGGAGAGACGCCUCCCGCAGCCUUUUGUAGCGCGCUGCAAAUUAGUGCUGGUCGGAGAUGUCCAAUGCGGUAAAACGGCCAUGCUUCAAGUCCUGGCCAAGGACUGCUACCCGGAGACGUACGUCCCGACUGUGUUUGAGAACUACACCGCCUCCAUGGAGCUUGACGGCCAGCGUGUUGAGCUCAGUCUUUGGGACACAUCAGGUUCUCCGUACUACAACAACGUGAGGCCCCUCUGCUACAGUGACUCCGAUGCAGUGCUCUUGUGCUUUGACAUCAGCAGACCAGACACGGUAGACGGAGCUCUUAAGAAGUGGAAAGCGGAGAUCCAGGACUUCUGCCCCUGCACGCGGAUCUUGCUCAUCGGCUGCAAGACGGACCUGCGCACGGAUGUGUGCACGCGCAUGGAGCUGUCCAACCAGAAACAGACGCCCAUCUCCAACGAACAGGGCUGCUCCUGGGCCAAGCAGCUCGGCGCCGAGGCCUACCUGGAGUGCUCGGCCUUCACGUCGGAGAAGAGCAUUCACAGUGUUUUCCGCGCGGCGGCCAUGGCCUGCAUGAACAAACUCCCGCCGACCGACAAGCCCAGCCCGGUCCGCCGCCUCUCCAAGCGACUCCUACACCUGCCCAGCAAGACGGACCUCAUCUCCUCCACUUUCAGCAAGGAGAAGUCCAAGAGCUGCACCAUCAUGUGAACGCGGCGGUAGAUGCGGACGAGGGACAAGCGCGCCGCUGUCGGUUCAGCACGGUGAUGCGGAUUUCUAAUAGACUAGAUAGACACCCCACCCCACCCCACCCCACCCCCUAUAAUUUGUCCCUAUUCUGUACCCGGCAUCCAUUUGCCGCCGAGAGAGAUCAACAAGUCCCGCCUCCUCGCGAGGUCGCCGUCCGGGGGCGGCCGUCCAAGAUCUCAAGUGGAUUGGGCGAACGCCGCAGUGAAGCGCAUUCCCUUAAUCAUCGCCCGUUUGAAAUUCGGAUCGCGGCGCCGUAGCGAUCCGUCCGUCCGAGAGCCGUCGACGUCAACUCGUCGGACACCUCGUUAGGUACACCUGCACAAUCUAGUAUGUAGCAAAAACAAAAAAAAAAAUAAAAAUAAAUAAACGAGAGAAAUGCCCGAUGAGCUACCUGAGUUCUCUCCUUGCAUGCCUGCAUGCGUGUGAUCUGGUUCUGUGUGGUGUGCGGCACAAAACUGUGUAUAAUUUCUCCUCGGUGCAGUUUCUUUUUCAAUCACUUAUAUAUAUUCUAUAGUUUACUCAGAUACUAAUAAACCCACAGGAUAUCUUGCAAAAUAGACGAAGUCAUUCAACAUAAGUUCAUGUUGAAAGACAUCAUUUUUUUUUAUUUUUUUGUUAACGCGGCUCACGUUGUGCAGGUGUAACUACUAUGUUAUUACUCCUUCUUUACCCCCCGGAAAUGGUCCCGAUGUUGUCGUUGAUUACAUCUACGCCGACUCGCGUGAACGGCACCCAUUGGGUGAAAUCGCCGUAAAACCGCCUCGAAAGAUUGAUUUGUUCUUCAUUUGGAUGGAAGCUGACGACGGGGAAAGAAAGCGAUGGGGGGGGGGGGAACUCGAGGGACGGGAUGUGACUCGGCACUCACGUGCGCCUUACGGGGAAGAAGCAGCGGCGUUAGCCAUCAGCCUCGAUUUGAAGCGCCAUCACCUCGAGACGCCCGCCGUCCGUCGCCCAGCGACAUUCAUAAAACAUUCCUUUAUAUAUCAUAGAUUACUGUCAUGUGAUCAUAAAGAAAAUGAAGGGGAAUUCCAAGUUCUCUUGAGCAAGAAAGUAUUUGUGCUACCCCCCCGACUGCUCGCUAUCUCGAGUGUCGUCACAUCACUCGAGACGUCUGCCGUUCGUUGUCUGUUGACAGCGAAGCUAAUGGCGGACCGGGUGAUUUGUGGGUCUGCCGGCGGUUGUCUUGUAAUGGAGAGCGCUGGAAUUUAACAUGUUGCCUAGCAACAUGUGCGGGGGGGGGGGGGCGCCUCACCUUUCAUUUGUAGCAUUAGACUGAAACCACGACCAGGGUCUGCUUUUUAAGACCCCGAUUUCAAAGACGCCAAUCGGUAGCAACUUCUCCGUCCACCAAAGCCUGAAUUGAUCAUAUUUAGUCAUUUGGAGAGCAUUCCCGAAACAAAUGAUUUGUUUGUUCCCCUGCUUGUUUUUUUUUUUUUUUUGUACAUAGCUUUCCUUGCCUGUUUAAAAAGAAUGUUUCAGUCACGUUGUCAAUAAUGGCUUCAAUUAUUGAUUCAAUUCUGUAUUUGUUAUUUCCAUAAAGUAUUUUCUCAUCGUCGAAUCCUUAUUUAAAUAAAAAUGUGAAUAAAACAACGACAAAAGU
Molecule: messenger RNA, 5239 nt
Organism: Syngnathoides biaculeatus (alligator pipefish)
Lineage: Eukaryota; Metazoa; Chordata; Actinopteri; Syngnathiformes; Syngnathidae
Product: rho-related GTP-binding protein Rho6-like
Exons: 7
Coding region: 2875-3600 (241 amino acids)
Biological process (GO): small GTPase-mediated signal transduction
Molecular function (GO): GTPase activity; GTP binding
Source: RefSeq, a predicted model, not a curated record